CACCCUCGCUGCCCGCCAUGACGGACCCCUUCCCGCCGCACCUCUCCUCGCCGCUGCUCUCGCUCGACCACAUCCGCGCCGUGCUGCAGCGCCUCGAGGACACGAUCCUCUUCCAGCUCAUCGAGCGCGCGCAGUUUGCCAAGAAUGCGCGCAUGUACGAGCCCGGCGCGUUCAAGGAGCUCAAGGAGCGCGAGCAGUGGGACGGCAGCUGGGUCGAGUGGUUCCUGCGCGAGACGGAGGCGGCGCAUGCCAAGUGCCGGCGCUACGAGUCGCCCGACGAGUACCCGUUCACCGACCCGGCGCUGCUGCCCAAGCCCAUCCUGCCGCCGAUCGAGUACCCCAAGGUGCUGUACGAGCGCUCCGUCGUCAACGACAACAAGCGCAUCUGGGAGUGGUACCGCGACGAGGUCGUGCCCACAAUCACGCGGCGCGUCGAGAUGGGCGACGACGGGCAGUACGGCAGUGCGGCGACGCGCGACGUCGAGGUGCUCUCGGCCCUGUCGCGCCGGAUACACUUUGGCAUGUUCGUGUCCGAGUCCAAGUUCCGCUCCGCGCCCGCCUCGUUCAUCGGGCCGAUCCAGAGCCGCGACCGCGACGCGCUCGAGGCGCUCAUCACCAAGCCCGCCGUCGAGGCGGCGCUGCUCGUGCGCCUCGAGGGCAAGGCCGAGGUGUACGGGCAGGACCUGAACACGGGCGACGAGAGCCGCCGCAAGAUCGACGCAAAGGAGGUCGUGCGGCUGUAUCGCGAGUUUGUCAUCCCAGAGACAAAGGUGGUCGAGGUCGACUACUUGCUGAAGCGACUCGACGGCCUCAGCGAGGCCGACAUCGAGGAGCUGCGGCAGUCUCGAGCAUCGUAAUGUCAUGCGGUGUACGAUUAGGCAGGUCUAUCAGGC
Tilletiopsis washingtonensis is the source of this 893-nucleotide messenger RNA. Its product is annotated as chorismate mutase. Gene Ontology annotation, biological process: aromatic amino acid biosynthetic process; chorismate metabolic process. The transcript has 5 exons. The record is from RefSeq and is a predicted model, not a curated record. Gene Ontology annotation, cellular component: cytoplasm. Bases 18 to 857 code for a protein of 279 amino acids. Gene Ontology annotation, molecular function: chorismate mutase activity. Lineage: Eukaryota; Fungi; Basidiomycota; Exobasidiomycetes; Entylomatales.